AUGUCGCGCACUCAUCAGCACUCUAUUCGGUCUUUUUUCCAGCCUCGUCGUCCAUCUGAGCUUGGUGCCCCUCCAUCAAGUUCACUGGUUGCCCCGCCACCAAAACCCAACAACGAAGUGAUGGGCUCCCCAACAACACCAUCACCACCACUGCCGCCUCCACCAACAUCUCCUCGGCCUAAUUUAGCUCAGUACCAACAUCCAGCCUCUCCUAAGCUUCCAGCCUCGCUUUUUCCCGUGAGCCUCGAAGCAGCCGGCGUGCCCGUCCUUCCCUCCCCACCAUCAAUUCCGUCGCAAGCAACAAUUGUGCCCGUUGCCGAGCAGCACAUUUCCGCUCUGCGUCGCAUUAACUCGCUGCUACUACCCGUUUCCUACCCUGAUUCUUUCUACGCUAAGGCUCUGGAACCCCUCGCCUCGGGCCUGUUCUCGCGCGCUAUUCUAUGGCAAGACGACAAUGGCGCCGCCUCCGAGCCCAAAGUCAUUGGCGGUGUAAUCUGCCGGCUCGAGCCUAACCCAUUCUUUGACGAGAGCGGACAGCCGCAGGCGCCACUUCCACCGUCUCGACAGCUUCCUACCCAAGGGGCUCCGUCGCUCAACUCACCGUUUCAUGCAAUUUACAUCCAGUCCCUGGCGCUACUGUCGCCAUAUCGGUCGCUUGGCUUGGCUGCCGCUGCUCUCGAACACAUUGUCACGAGCGCCACUAUCCUUCCCGCGGCUGGGUUGAACAUUGAUGUCCGCACAAUUUAUGCGCACGUGUGGACCGAAAACGAGGAUGGGCUCAAGUGGUAUCAGGCCCGGCGGUUUGCGCCCGAAGGUCGGGAGCCCCUGAAGGGGUACUACUUCAAGUUGCGACCCGAUACGGCGUGGGUUGUGCGACGUGAUAUAGGCCCGGGAGCUCAGCCACUACCACAGGUGGCAUACUCGGGGUCAUCGUUGCCGUCGUCCGGAGUGCAGGCCCCGGGGGGAAGUUAUGGCAGCACGGUGGCGGAGGCGGUGAACCUGCCACCGCCCGUCCGGCCCUCGGCAGCAGUCACACCGUCAUCCUUAUCGGGCUCGUCUUUCUCCUUUCAGAAUUCGCGACCUGAUGUGGAAUGGAACGACCUCCCUGCAGACAUGGUUGCAGCUGCAUCGGCGUCCAACGGGCCUGGACGGAGUAAAUUCUCACCGCCAAGUGCACCUGCCUCUGGAGCGAGCUCUCGCAGCAGCUCCACCGCGCGCAAGAAGAAGGAACGAGCUUACCCGUCCGCGGCAUUUGGGAAUUAA
Lasiosphaeria miniovina is the source of this 1263-nucleotide messenger RNA. RefSeq lists its product as uncharacterized. The record is from RefSeq and is a predicted model, not a curated record. Gene Ontology annotation, cellular component: NatA complex. Gene Ontology annotation, biological process: mitotic sister chromatid cohesion. NCBI's taxonomy places the organism in Eukaryota, Fungi, Ascomycota, Sordariomycetes, Sordariales, Lasiosphaeriaceae. Gene Ontology annotation, molecular function: N-acetyltransferase activity. The transcript has a single exon. The coding region runs from base 1 to 1263 and encodes 420 amino acids.